Molecule: messenger RNA, 2013 nt
Organism: Condylura cristata (star-nosed mole)
Lineage: Eukaryota; Metazoa; Chordata; Mammalia; Eulipotyphla; Talpidae
Gene: GDPGP1
Product: GDP-D-glucose phosphorylase 1
Exons: 3
Coding region: 303-1505 (400 amino acids)
Biological process (GO): glucose metabolic process
Cellular component (GO): cytoplasm
Molecular function (GO): GDP-D-glucose phosphorylase activity
Source: RefSeq, a predicted model, not a curated record
CGGCGCAGCGCUUCCCGGGGCCGGCGCGGCGCGCUGGCGGGGCUGCUUCCUGUUGGAGCCCGCCGGAGGAAACGGCAACGGCUUACUAAACUUGGCCUGGUUUUUGACUUCUGAUGUUUCUUCCUGUUUAUGAAUGUGAAGCUUCUGGUCCAGCAGAGCUGAGGGAAGCCGCUUGGGUCAGCAGGAACGCACGCUACAGUGGAGUGAUGGGCGAUGUCUGUGUAUCCAAACUAUUCAUCAGAGCUACCUUUUGCUUUUGCCACCAGAACAGCAAGUAAAGGCCAUUUGGAAACAGCCACGCUAUGCACGGCAGUGGGGCGGGGCCGCGGGAGCCACCUUCUGGGCCUUUUGGUCAGCCCAUGGCCACGGCACAGCACUCCCCCGAAGCUCACUACUUGCUACCUUCAGACCCCAAGGGCUGGGAGAGGCGGGGCGUUCCGGAUUUCGUCUAUGAGCAGAAGGAUCUCGCGCCCGCGGGGGUACAGUGGCCGGGGCCCACCCCCGGCCCCCUGGGCCCUCCGUCCCCAUCUCGCUUUGACUCUGCACUGUGCUCGGCCUGGAGGCAGCGGAUGGAGCUGGGCUUGUUUCGCUACCGCCUGGGGAACCUGCAGACCCGAACUCUCCCGGGUGUGGUGGGGCUCGUGGCUCAGCUGAACGUGGAGCGGGGUGUGCAGAGGAGGUGCCCCCAGAACAUCCAGAGCGUGAGGCAGGCAUUUGACCCGGGACAGUUCAACUUCAACAAGAUCCGGCCAGGAGAGGUCCUCUUCUGUUUGCGCCGCCAGCCCGAGGGCGCCCAGCAAGAGGACGUCCUCGUGAUGAUCAACGUCAGCCCCCUGGAGUGGGGCCACGUGCUGCUGGUGCCCGAGCCCACCCAGGGGCUCCCCCAGCGCCUGCGGCCAGGUGCGCUGCGGGCCGGGCUUGAGGCGGUGCUGCUGAGCUCACACCCCGGCUUCCGAGUCGGGUUCAACAGCCUGGGGGGCCUGGCCUCGGUGAACCACCUCCACCUGCACGGCUAUUACCUGGCCCACAGACUGCCCGUGGAGGGUGCACCGAGCGAACCCCUGGACCCAGGGGGCCGUUUGCACCUGCUCCAGGACCUCCCAGCCCCCGGCUUCCUCUUUUACCUCAGCGAGCUGGGCUCGGACCUGGAAGCCUUAGUUAGCAGAGUGUGUCGGGCCACUGACUACCUGACUGACCACGAGAUCGCACAUAACUUGUUUGUCACGCGGGGCGCCCCACCUGGAAAGACAUCCCCUUCCUCUGAGCUCACAGGGGUCCGGGUAAUCCUCUGGGCGCGGAAGUCCAGCUUCGGGAUAAAGGAAGGGGAGGCCUUCAAUGUUGCCCUCUGCGAGCUGGCUGGGCACCUCCCUGUCAAAACCUCUGAGCAUUUCAGCAACCUGACUGAGGCGGCUGCCCUGACCCUCAUCCAGGGCUGUCUGCUGCCCCCAGCCCAGGCAGAAGAAGUGCGUGCAGCUCUGGUGGCCUUGGCCCAGGAGGGGCCGUAGCCCAUGGGAAGGGCCUGACUCCCUGGAUCUCUGUCGUGAUGGUCACGGGGUACGGGGCCAACCUUCGCGCCGCCCCGGCCUACGGGACAAUGAAGAGGUGAAACCGGGCAAUAGACCCGAUGGGCAGGCCCUCGUGGACGUGUCUUCCCCUCUUGGGACAAGCCCAGGAUGACAAGCCCACCACUAAGGAGCCCGUGCCGCGGGCCGUCCCCUGCAUUAGGCCUUAGCAAGGUGAGGCCAACGGGCCUCUGGCCUUCAGCUGCCUGGGCCGCACCCCGAGUUCCUCCAGGUGGCAGCUCCCUGACUCCUGUUCUCCCGGGGACUGCUCAGGCCCUGCAGAGCUGACUGCCCAGGCCAGUAGAGCUUUUGUGGAGACGGUCAGUCGAGUUUAUGACCCAAGGGUGUCAAGUCUCGGGUUGAAGCACGACCCAUUCCAUGAGAAAUGCUGUUCAUCGUCUGUCUCUGCCUUUAACAUUAAACGUCUCAGAAGUAUCUGGGGCACACUGGG